This is a messenger RNA of Apis cerana (Asiatic honeybee), 4608 nucleotides long. RefSeq names its product DNA-binding domain-containing protein cag (gene cag). Gene Ontology annotation, cellular component: nucleus. The record is from RefSeq and is a predicted model, not a curated record. Gene Ontology annotation, molecular function: DNA binding. NCBI's taxonomy places the organism in Eukaryota, Metazoa, Arthropoda, Insecta, Hymenoptera, Apidae.
AUGCAUAAAAUCCAUCUAUUUUCUUUUACUUUACAAAGAAAAAAUUUCUAAAUUAUUAAUGAGUAUAAAAUAAACAAUUAUUAAAUAAUAAUUAAAAUCUUAAUUAUUAAAUAUUUACAUUGUCAAAAUUUUAAUGAAACUUUAUCAAUAUAAGAUUAUAAAAAGUAAUAAAAUAAUAAAAUAGUUAAAAAAAAAAAGAAACUAAAUGAAAACAAAGCGUUUGAAGAACUUAGAACAUGGCUGAUCAUUGCCAGGAAGUACGAAAUUGCCCCGGAAAUACGGUAUAUGCAACGAUGGGUCGAGAAGACUAUGGCAGAAGAGACCAGGUGAAAUCUGAACCGUAUUAUUAUCGAGACUCGUCUCAACUCAUGUCAGUUCGAAAAGAGACACCAACGUUCUAUUGACACUGAUAGCUCGUGCAAACAUUCAUCCGGCGUACUACACGCGUGUACGCCAAAGGGAAAAGAAAUAAAGGAUGUGGCAAGCUUUAGUAAGUUCAAACGAUAUGACGACAUGUCUAUAUUUGGGCAUCAACUAGUACCGAUGUGAACGAGUCACUUCGAUAAUUCUCUGCUAUUCAAUAAUACUUAUUGUCAAUUAAAUAUUUUUUUGAUUAUGAAUCCGAUAUUAAAUAUUAUUAAAAUCGAUAAUUAGAUUAUUUAAUAAAAUUAAAAAUUUAAAAAUUCUUAUAUUCAAUUUUUUAACUUAUUUAUAAUAAUAAUAAAUAAAAUAUGUUCCAUGUGAGGUUAACUAUUGAGAAAGAAAAAAAAAUCCCUAGAAUUGAAAUACUAUAUAUAUGACAACAAUAUAUGUGAUAUAAAAAUGAUCAAAGUUUAUAAUUUAUUUUAAUAUUUUUUUUUAAAAUUUAGCUAUAUGUAUAUAUAAGAUAUUAAAAAUAAAGAAAUAAUAUUAUUAUAUUUUUUAUUCUCUAAAGAAGUAUGAUUAUAUUAAAAUUAUUAAUAGAAAUUAUAUAUUGUUUAAAAUUUAUAUUAUAAAAUUGAAAAACAAAUUGAUAAAUUUCUAUUUUAUUAAUAACAAGAUUAUAAAAUGUUAAUUGAAUAAAAAAUUCAGCAAACUAGAAGAAAUAUAAUCUUUUUUUUACAAUAUAUCAUAUACGUGCUCUUCGUUCACUGGUUUAAUAUAACAAUUUCUUACCGGAAAUGCUUUUUUAUUAUAGGAAAUAUAUAAAAAAACAUACUGUUAUCGUAUGAAUGAAUUUAAAAUAUCAAAUUAUAUAUUGUGUUUGAAAAUUAUAUAAUAAGAAUAAAAAAACAAUAAUAUUAUAAAAAAACAAGUCAAAUGUAUACAUAAUCUUUGAAUAAAUUAAAUAAUAUUACUUAUCAAGAGAAUAACAAUAAUAACAUUUGGAACUUGAAACUGUUUUUGCUUUUGAAACGAAAGAUAAUGACGUUAUUUGACGUAAUUCUGUUUUAAUUUAGAAAUGAAAUCAGUUCUUGGAAUAACAUUUAUGAUCCCAAUCUUGUAUAAUAUUACUAGCAUUGAAUCACAUAAUUACUGAUAAGCUAAAAGUGAGAAUAAAAAUGCAGUGUGAUUGCUUUGCUUUGCAUAACAGUUUUGAAACGGUGUAACUGAUUAUUUUUAUCAUUUAAAUCACUAAUUAGUUACACUAUUAAAGUUAUCGAACAAUUAUUCAUAUCAAUUUUACAUAAAAUAGUUUCUACAUAAUUUUUUUGUUUUACUAGAUAGAAGAUAAUUUUUUAUAUAUAAUUACAAAAAUAAUAUUUACAUAAUUAUAAAACGUUUCAUCUCAAACGAGUACUGUACUUUAGCUGUACUUUAUUUAAUCAGUCGACACUUGUUAAUUCAGAUGACAUCAUUAGUUUCUCGGAAAUUUGCACAUAUUGUCGACAUUUAAUUUUAAUUUCAUGGUAUUAUGAUGCGCAAGCUUGAUAAUUGAAAACUGGCGCCGUGAUGUUUGGUGAAGUGACACAAAAAAUCAUUUCCAAUUCAUUUUUAUUUUCAUUCCUUAAUUGAGAUAAUAACAUAUAUUUUUAUUUACAGUAACAUAUAUAUUUUAUUUAAAUUUUAAAAUUUAAAUACUUAAAAAUAUAUUAUUCAAAGAAUUAAAAAUUCAAAAAUUCAAAAAUUAUGAAAAAUUAUAGAAUUAUGAAUUUAUGAAUUCGAAAUAUUGUUUAUAUUUUAUAAUGUUUAAAAACUUUUAAGAAAAAACCGCAUACGAAAUUGUAACAUAUAUAUAUAUAUAUAUACACACAUAUAUAUAUAUAUAUGUUACAUAUAUAUAUAUAUGUAAUGAUUUAUUUAUUACGAACUUCAUAAUCAUUUAAAUUCUUAUUUAAUUAAGAAACAAAGACCUCGUCACAGAAAAUUACUUAUUACAAUAAUAGCACAAUGAAAAGUAAUUAUUUUAUACGAUUUCUCAUAUUAUACCACUAAUAUUCAUCAUUAAAUAUAAUAAUAAUAAUAAUAAUAAUAAUAAUAAUAAUAAUAAUAAUAAUAAUAAAAGGCAAAUCACAUUCAAUUCAAUAAACGGAAUUCAUAAUAAUUUAUAUUUGGAAAAGAAUUUUAUACAAGAAUUAUAUUUGCAAAGUACUAGUGAGUCAUUCGAUUUUCUUUGCAAAUGUAAUUAUAAAGUUAUAACUUUCAUGCAAUAGAUUGAGUAACAAGUUAUAUUAUGUAAUUAUUUAUAUUCUCAAUUUUGAAAGAUGAAAAAAAAAAAAGAUUCUUUAAAAUCAAAGAAUUCAAGUAUUUUAUUAUUUACAUGCAUAUCUUUAUUUAUUUUAUAAAGAUUUAAUCUAAAUUGAAUUUUAAAAAAACAUAUUUAUAUUUAUUUUUAUAUUUUAUUCAGGUUCAUAUUUUUAUAUAUUAAAAUAUUUUGUACUCAUCUAUUAUAUUUUUUAAUCUCAUUAUCUCAAAUAUCUCUCAAUUACCUUAUUAUAUAUGUAUAUAUAAUACAUAUAUAAUUUAUGAAUCGAUAUCUAUAUAUUAUCAAAAAUGUGAAUAAAACGUAUUAUUUUACAGAAAAUGAUUACUUAUGUAUCAUUUUAAUCACUAACGUCACUGUUAGUUGCAUUUCUUGUCUACGCAACAUCAUAGCUUGCGGUGUCUUUUGUAACUUUCGCGUAAACUCCCACGCGCUACAUUAGGCCACAUUUCAUUCUCUACUUAGAGGCACGAAUUCACCAUGGAAUUUACCAGUAUAUGAAUACAAUGGACUGAAAUUAUUCAGAUAUUCUUCAAGCGGCUGAUUUGAAUUUUAAUGAACUUGUCUUUUCGAACAGAAAUUGUCACAUAAUAUAGAGAGUCUUUCUUUUUUUGCUAAUGCAAAGCGAAUUAAAUCAGAAUUAAAUCAGAUUGGACACGAUCAUUAAUAUAAUAUAUGGAUUAAUAUAAUAAGAAAUAUAAUGUAUUAAAAGAUGAUAAAAAUUUGUAAUGAAAAAUUUACAUAUGAAACAUGCAAUAUUUAAAAAUUUUAUUCAUUAAUUUUCUCUUUGAUAAUAUAUUUUUUAUCUAUAUUUUUAAUUAUGAAUACCAGAGGACGUUGCGAACGAAAUAUUCUUUUCCUUUUAAUCAAUGACUAAAUGAUAUUUUGAGUGGGAAUUCAAAUGUGUUUGCAUUAUACAAAUAAUUAAAUCUUGCAUAAAUUGGUUCAUCAGAUUAAUUCUUCAUUACAUCACAAUACUAGUAUGAUUAAUUAGUAUGCAGCAAACAGGAAUAUUACAAGUAGGUCAAUAUUAUCUAUUAUAAGAUCAUUAAAUUAUUUCUAGAAUAUCUAUUAUACAGACUAUAUUAUUUUUUAUAUUUGACAUUUACAGGUAUGUCAGGAAAAAGGAAGAAAGUUACUGUGACUAUAGAAAAGAAGUUAGAAGCUCUAUUCAGAAUCGAUAAAGGUGAGCCAAUGAAAAGUGUUGCUGUUGAUUUAGGGGUAGGAACAUCUACUGUUUCUGAUUGGAAAAAGAAUCGAAAGGAAAUUGAAGAAUUUUGUGCUAAAAUGGUUUCUAGAGAUAGUUUAGGUAAUAGAGGAACAAUAAAAAAAGCAAAGAAUGUAACAUUGGAUGAUGCACUCUAUGUGUGGUAUAUUCAAGAACGUGAAAAUGGUAUACCAGUGUCAGGACCUAUUCUUAGAAAAAAGGCUCUUAGUCUUAAUAAAAAGCUAGGUGGUGAUCCUACUUUUACAGCAAGUGUAGGGUGGUUAGGUAGAUGGAAAGCCCGUCAUGGAAUAAGACUAACUCUUUGCAGUGAAAACUUAUUAGAAGAUGCAGUUACUAAUGACAGUUCAAAUCAAUUAGUGCUAGAAAAUGAUAUUGUAACUGUGUGUUUAUCCACUGAAGAUGAAGAGGACAUUCAAAAUACUUUCAAUGAUAAAUAUCAUCAAAAAAUAACACAUAUAAAUCAUCUUGAAGCAGCAGAAAUGUUAGAAAAACUAAUAAACUAUUUUGAACAACAAAGUGAUAUUUUAAAGAAUGAUUUAGUGGCAUUAAGAAAUUUACAUGAUUAUGCAUCAAAAAAAUAUUUAUUGACUUUAAAAGAAAAAACAUCUUCUGAUUUUAUUAAAUAACAUUUUCAGUGUAUGUCUCUAAUUAAAUGUAAAUAAAUUCUGUAAAUAUAUAUUUUUUUAUUUCUGAUCUA